AAAAUUCCACCAUCAUUGGCAGGCGCCAGCUACGCGGUGUUUCCCGCAGUUCGUUGAUCGUCUGCAAUUGUUAAUCUGUCCGCAGUUCAUUGUUCGGCGGCAAUUGUGAAUCUCUCCGGCAGCCUCCGACGUAAACUGCGAUAAUUAUUCUCUUUCUUUAGCUUCGGAUCGAAGGCAGAUUAUAUUACACUCCUACUGCAUUUUUUUUUUUGGCAUGUCUCAGGGAUUUCCAGCCUUUGUUCCGCAUUGGCUGGUGUUUGAAUUUGAGAGUGUCGAGCUGCGUUUGAGCCUUUUUUUCUCUUCUUCGGGUGCAAAUCCGAGUUUCUGAUUGUUUAAUAAGGGAAAGAAAGCAUAAUUUUCAAACGACAUUGUUAUUAUUCGCCUUCGCCGAAUUGUUUAUAUCGCUAGAAUUCCAACAUGGCUACGGUCUCCGGUGUAGUUUCGCGUCAAGUUUUGCCUGCUUGCGGGAAUCUUUGUUUUUUCUGCCCAUCACUGCGGGCAAGGUCGAGACAGCCUGUGAAGAGGUACAAGAAGCUGAUUGCUGACAUUUUCCCUCGUAACCAGGAGGAGGGGCCAAAUGACAGGAAAAUAGGAAAACUAUGUGAAUAUGCUGCCAAAAAUCCUUUACGCAUCCCAAAGAUUACAAAUGCCCUUGAACGAAAGUGUUACAAGGAACUGCGUAUUGAGAACUUCCAAGCAACAAAAAUAGUCAUGUGCAUUUACCAGAAAUUGCUGCUUUCAUGUAAAGAGCAAAUGCCAUUAUUUGCAAGUAGCUUGUUAAGUAUUAUUCACACUUUGCUGGAUCAAACGCGGCAAGAUGAGAUGAGAAUUAUAGGAUGUCAUACUCUCUUUGAUUUUGUAAAUAAUCAGAUUGAUGGGACUUACUUGUUCACUUUAGAAGGUUUUAUCCCAAAACUCUGUCAACUAGCAAGAGGUAGGGAUGAUGACAGGGGAAGAAAUUUACGUUCAGCUGGUUUGCAAGUCCUCUCAUCAAUGGUUUGGUUUAUGGGCGAACACUCCCACAUAUCGGUUGAGUUUGAUAGUAUUGUUUCUGUUGUCUUGGAAAAUUAUCAAUGUCACAAGAAAUCUUCAGAAAGUCUUGAUCCUGAGCAACACGGUCCUAAGAAUAUGUGGGUUCAAGAAGUGAUGAAAAAUGAUGGCCGCAAUUCUGCUUUGCCAGAUGUCAGAAUGAGAAUUCCACCCUGGAGUGAAAUAGUGGAUGAUAAAGGCAAAAUAAAUGUGACAAUGGAAGAUGCCAAGAAUCCAUGCUUUUGGUCUGGGGUUUGUCUAAACCAUAUGGCCAACUUAGCCAAAGAAGGCACUACUGUACGUCGUGUAAUGGAAUCUUUAUUCCGAUACUGUGAUAAUGGAAAUUCAUGGUCCAUGGCACAUGGCAUUGCCUUUUCCGUUUUAAAGGAUGUGCUACUUAUAAUGGACAAUAUGGGGAAAAAUUCACAUGUUUUACUGUCAAUGUUAGUUAAGCAUCUUGAUAAUAAAGUUGUCCUUAAACAACCCAACUUACAAUUAGACAUUGUUGAGGUGACUUCUUCCCUUGCAAAACAUACAAAGGCUCAACCGUCUGUGGCAAUAGUAGGUGCAUUAAGUGACCUAUUGAGGCUUUUGAGGAAGAGCAUACAAUGCUCGUUUGAGACAAAUCUAGAUGCUGACAUACUCAAUUGGAACAAGAAGUUCCGAGAAGCGGUGGAUGAAUGCCUUGUACAGUUAUCAAUCAAAGUUGGAGAAGCAGGACCAAUUCUUGAAGUUAUGGGUGUGAUGUUGGAGAACAUCUCAAGUAUUACAGCAAUGUCCAGGACCACAAUUUCUGCUGUUUAUCGAACUGCCCAAAUUGUAGCCUCCUUACCAAAUUUGUCCUACCAGAACAAGGGUUUCCCUGAGACAUUGUUUCAUCAGUUAGUCCUGGCUAUGGUCCACCCAGAUCAUGAAACACGAGUGGGAGCUCAUCGCAUCUUCUCUGUGGUUCUUGUACCAACAUCAGUUUUCCCUUGUCCAUGCUCGGCUGUUUCUUACUCUAGGAAGGCAUUGGUGGUUCCACGAACCAUCUCAAGAACAGUUUCUGUUUUCUCUUCUUCUGCUGCCUUGUUUGAAAAACUGAGGCAGGAGAAAUGUUCCUCAAGGGAAAAUCUUAGUUUCGAUGACAAAGAUGUCACUGCAGAAGAGGAGCAAACAGCUAACAACAAUAGUGGGAUCCUGGGCAGGUUGAAAUCAACCUACAGUCGAGUGUACAGUUCUGCGAGAGAUGAGAAUUUUGGAAAUACUGCCAACAUGAACUUGGAGGCUGUUUCCCUCAGGCUGAGGAGUCAUCAGAUAAACCUCUUGCUGUCAUCAAUUUGGGCACAGUCCAUCUCUCCUGGAAAUAUGCCCGGAAAUUAUGAAGCCAUUGCUCAUACAUACAGCUUGGUAUUGCUGUUUUCUAGAGAUAAGAAUUCUUUUCAUGAGAUACUGGUGCGGAGUUUUCAGUUGGCAUUUUCUUUGUGGAGUAUUUCUCUAAAGGAUGCAGGGAUGCUGCCACCAUCACAACGAAGAUCAAUAUUUACUUUGGCAAUUUCGAUGAUUCUGUUUUCUUCAAAAUCAUACAAUCUUGCUCCUGUUGUGCACAGUGCCAAGGCUGUGCUUACUGAGAAAAAUAUUGACCCUUUCCUCCAUAUGGUUGGAGAUCACAAGUUGGAGGCUGUCCACUCUGAGCCUGGCAAUCUGACCAUUAAUUAUGGGUCCAAAGAAGACAAUGAUAGGGCCCUAAACACCCUUGCAGAAUUGUCAACAACCAAGCACCAAACUCAGGAUUUCUUUGCUUCUGAAAUUAUUAGGAGCUUGGAGAGUUUGUCAAAACCUACAUUUUCCUCAAUAAGAGAGCAACUGCAGGAAGAAUUUUCCCCAGAUGAUUUGUGUCAAUUCGGAUCCCAAUUGACAGUUGGUUCGCCAAAACAGGAAGCUUCAAAAUUAUCAAUAGAAGACGACUUGAUUCCUGAUUUAUUUGAUAAUCAAACAAAGCACAACUUGGAUUUGACUGCAGAAGUCCCAAUUCUUUUGAGUGCUAAUCAACUUCUAGAAUCAGUUUUGGACGCGUUUGAACAAGUUGAGAGAAUUUCUGAAUCAGCUGUAUGCGAUGUGCCUUACAAGGAUAUGGCUCAUAACUGUGAGGCUCUUCUGAUGGGAAAGCAAUACAUGUCCAGCUUGAUGAGUCCCCACCAAAAGCCAGAAUGCUUGAUAGACUCCCCUUCACAAAAUCAUAACAAUCAACUGAUAAACACGGACUCCUCGCCCAACUUGGAUGUGAGUUCCCAGAAGAUGCAGGGGGACAACUCGUUCUUCGACAAGAAUUUGAGCGCGGACUUGCAAAAACCUCCUCCACGGCGGUGUACAGCCGAGUAUCAGAACCGUCCUUACUCCUUCCAUCUGCCGGCAUCAAGUCCAUAUGAUAACUUCUUAAAAGCUGCUGGUUGUUGAUCCUGAAAUUGGAGUAUAAACUAUGUUCUUGGAAGGUUAAGGUUAGACGAGAAAGCAUACUCAAUCGGGCAGUUGAUCGGCCAAUCAUAAGGCUUCUAAGCAGUCUGGAAUUGGUGGGUUCAAGACCCAGCUAUCUCUGAUAAUGGCGAAGCGUUGCUCCAACUUUGUGUGUUUAAUUCUUUAUUCUUUUUUACGGCUUCUACUCACAGCUGAGUAGGCUUCGUGCGUCGUUGUGAUUGUGGAGUAAUUUAUUCGCUUUCUUGCUUCGAUGUACAUAACAGACACUGCAGGGUUUUUGACAACUUUAGCUUUUAACAAGAAUUUAGCUGCCCCGCGCCUGUCAAGAGUUAUUCUAUUAUUUUAAACA
Messenger RNA from Neltuma alba, 3832 nucleotides. RefSeq lists its product as uncharacterized. The record is from RefSeq and is a predicted model, not a curated record. NCBI's taxonomy places the organism in Eukaryota, Viridiplantae, Streptophyta, Magnoliopsida, Fabales, Fabaceae.